Messenger RNA from Lolium perenne, 447 nucleotides. NCBI's taxonomy places the organism in Eukaryota, Viridiplantae, Streptophyta, Magnoliopsida, Poales, Poaceae. The record is from RefSeq and is a predicted model, not a curated record.
AUGACCAACACCUCCACGCCGCCCCUGCCACGCCCCGCCCACCCAGGCCGCGCCUCCAUGCCCAGACCAACACCGCCGCGCCGCCACGCCCGUCUGCUCGCCCAAUCACCGCCGCGCCGCCGGUCUCGCCGGCCUCGCACGGCUCCGGCCACAUUGCGCCGCCUCGUCCUGGCCCCGCGCCGCGCGCAUUCCGUCGUGCCGCCCGACCCCGACCCCACGCCGCCCCGGCGCUGCGCGCCUCGCCCGGCCCCGUGCUUGCGCCCGCACUUGCGCGCCUCGCCUUGCCACUGGCCUGCGCGCCAGGCACGCCCGCUCUGCGCCGCUCCGCUCCGCUCCUUCCCUCGCCGCCCCGCCGCCCCAGCCGAGCCGAUCCUCUCGCCCUCGUCACCGGACGCCUCCGUGGUUUAUACACCAUGCAACCUAUUAAACGCGUCCCAAGUUUAUUAA